Fusarium oxysporum Fo47 is the source of this 2592-nucleotide messenger RNA. RefSeq names its product frequency clock protein. The record is from RefSeq and is a predicted model, not a curated record. The coding region runs from base 1 to 2592 and encodes 863 amino acids. Gene Ontology annotation, biological process: regulation of DNA-templated transcription; circadian rhythm. The transcript has 2 exons. Gene Ontology annotation, cellular component: nucleus; cytoplasm. Lineage: Eukaryota; Fungi; Ascomycota; Sordariomycetes; Hypocreales; Nectriaceae.
AUGCCUUCAAAUCAAAGCAGUUCACGUAGAAACCCGCCAUCACUAACCGAUCAUUUUCCCCAUCUCUAUUCCCUCAGUGGCAGUCAUGAGAUAGGGCCAAGCGACUCAACAGAGUGGCAUAACCACUCAAGCCAUCACACGACUUCCAACAAUGCCAUAGACAUUGAUGUACCCUAUUACUGGAAAGAAUCUGAUUUAUGGAAUACAGAGAAGCCAUACUUGUAUACUCAACGUCAGGUCGCCCCUCCUGUGCUUAUCACGGCGCAUAGCAGUAGCGUUGAUGACUAUCAGAGCGUCAUCGACGACCUAACACUUGAGAUUCAACAGCUUAAGAAGGAAAUCAAACUUUACAAGCAACCGGGUCCGGCUAUGCUCCAUAAGGACAAGCUAUUUGAGAUCAAGGUUCAUGGGCUGUCCCAAAAGAAACAGAGAGAACUCGAGACCACACUGAGAAACUUUGCCACUGAUCUCGAUAGCCACGCAGAGGUGUCAUCAUCGCGGAAAAGGAGAAAGAUAUCCUCCCUCAAUCGCGAUCAUACAUACUCCAAAUCCGGAGUUCAGCGCAAACAUGCCCCUUCCUCUCUAGGUUCCAACCUCCAGCCAGCUGACUCUACUUACGCCUCCAUGUCAACCGGUGCCGAGUCUUCAAGAACGCCUUCUAACCUCUCCAUCUUGACUUCAAUCAAAGCUUCAAAAGAUACGAUUGAGGGUUAUCUCAGAGAUGUUCCCGAUGGCCUGUACCCACAACGCGUAAUCAUGACAGACAAGGAGCGGAAGAAUCUCGUUGUUCGUCGCCUCGAAAAGCUCUUCACAGGCAGAAGUAACGGUGCCGAUAUCUCGAAAACGCCGCCUAUACGGCCGGGUGGUAGCUUCAUUUUGGCGCGGGCUGUAUUGGAUGCACAGGUGGCGGACCCAUCAUCCAUCCACGAAGCAACCACCCAUGGAACUAAGCCUAUCCGGGAAGCAAUAAUCCUCUCUCUAGAGCAGAAAUUUUGCCCGUGGGGAGAUCAAUGUCAUUUAAGUGACAGUGGGUCGGCUUCUGAUCUCGAUAAGGACACCAUGAAGACUGAGUGUGAUGAUAGUGGCUUAGCCUCCGAUAGCAAGCCAUCCUCCCCAACCCUUUCUCUGUCAAAACAGCGACCCACGCGGCCGUGUGAUUUGGAUCCCGAUCGUGCUCAGAUUCCGUCUAAGAAUCUGAACUACAUCCAACAUUUGGACCUACUGCCGCCCGCGUUAUUGUCUAGACGGCAGAAUAACCAGGACACCCACCUAGAGGCUGCAGGCUGGGUAUCCUUGAACCUGCUGUACAACUUGGCCCAGCUCCACUUAAUUAAUGUGACACUAGACCUCGUUCGCUCAGCCGUCUUAGAAAGCAGCACCAAAUUUCAGUUAUCUCCCGACGGCCAUAAAAUUCGAUGGCGAGGCAGAUCCAAAGAUACCAAAUUAAGUAGCCACAGCUCAGGCUAUGACUCGCAAGAAAUUUCUUUUGCCGAUGAUAUCGAUAGUCCGAAAAAGAAACAAGAGCACGCAAAGACCAGCUGUUUCACUAGUAAUGAAUCCAAAUUCGGCGGCUCAAGUAAGGAUGCGCUUAACUUUGAUCCACAGUUUUGCGCUCAAGUUGAAAGUUUCCACUACAAGCCACUGUUUGCUCAGCGCGGUGCAUCGGUUUGCUCGUCUAUAGCCGUGGACCAUGAUAAUCCUAGCGGGUCGGGUUUGGGCUUGAAUUACUCCAGAGGGUCGGCUACCAAAUGGCAACACCACGAUGGUGCUAUCACAUACUAUAGUGGUGCACCUUUCUGCACUGAUUUAUCAGGUGAUCUAGCUGAUCUAUCACCAAACCCUCGCACGCCUCCGAGCGCCCGAAGUAGGAACGAUUCCGAGCAACCAUCAGAAUGUUAUCGGUCUCCUCGACAAAAAGCUUCGAGGGUCUCCAUCGAUUACAAGCCAUUGAAGGACCGAUGCCAAGGCAUUUGUCAGCAGACUUCAGUCAUGGACGGGGAUAGUAAUAAGAUUCAGGGCCCGAUGUACGAUGACAGAGAACAAAGCAUCGAGAUCAAGCUGGAUUUGAUUUGGAACAACGACCAGCAGUAUAUAAGGCAGCAACCCUUAGAACCCAGCGGACUUGGUGGUGUUCGCCCCGAUGACCACUUUACGAUACUUGUCGAUACGAAGCGGCCUAAGCAUGAUAUUCUCCCACGGCCUUGCGAACCUCACGUUGGGAAGUCAGAUAAAAGCACAGAAAGCGUCAUCCGUCACUGGGUGGCGACAGUAAGAUCUGGUCCCGUUGUCGGUGGUUCAGAGAUAAAAGCAAUCGAGGAAUCACGGCCUAUUGAGAUUGAGUAUCUGUCAUGGCGCACAAAGAGACUACUACCGGCUCCACUGCCAUUCCCAGCCAGUUUCUUUUCCCCGUUUAGCAACGAUAAUUCUACAUCCGGCGAAGAUGAUAAUCCAUUCAUUGAUGGAUAUAACGCUGGGCCGCCACCGGAGAACAUGGGUGAAUGGAUUAUUCCACGCUAUUACAGUAGCUACCCUAAUAACUUUGACGUUUGCAUCGGCGUCGACAUUGAUGAAGUUCCAGACGAAUUGUAUUGA